AUGCGGAAGCGGGCACCAAAGACACGCAGGGGCACGCCCGUGAGAUACUCCAAGGCGGUGCAGUUGGUGCAUGAGUUCAGCGGCGCGCUGCUGUGCAUCGAUGUCCAGAAAAGGGCGGAGAGAGAGGGCUUUGCCAUGAAGGUGGUGCUCAAGGCCAUAGACCCUCCCUCAGGGGACGGAGGGUCAACGGAUGGGUACAAGGACACGUGGUGGGAGGUCAAAUCGCCGGGGAACGUCAGAAUCAGCCAGGCAAGGCUUGCAUCUUGUUUUGCUUCGUCGUCCGGGGAGGGUAAGGUCCUACACUAUGACGAGAUCUGCCUACACUCGAACCGCUGGGACCGGAGCCUGCGGGCGCACCCAACCCUCUUGGAUCGCCAAAGGGUAACGACAGCAACAGAGGUGGAAGGAGUAUCAGGGGCUGAAGAACCAGGAGCUUCCACCGGCCCGUCUCCGACGUUGCCUCGGGAGAAGUACCCUGGAGCGGUGCAUGCCUCUUUCUCGCACUCGCUACUGAGAGUGGUGCCGUACGACGACUGUCCCUCCCUGCCGUACGACGACGGGAGACUGUCCAUCGCGACAACGGCGGCGGCAGCGGCAAUGGCCUCCGCUUCCGGGGGGUGGCCAGCUCCGGACUCGUCGUCGUCACCCUACGCGCUCGCUGGCAGCGGAACCGCCGACACCCCCGUCGGCGGCGUCGUGGACGACGCGGGCGCGAUCCGCGGGGGAGACGUGGUGCGCCUCUGCCACCUGGCAUCCACGGGGUUUCUUACGUGCGAGGCGGUGACGCCGGAAGCGUUUCCGCGCGGGGGAUGGGCGCAGCCGGAGACUAGGAUGGUGGACCAGGCCGGAGGAGGAGGCGGAGGCCGAAGAGGAGGGGGCGGGGCGGGAGUGGACGGCCCGGCACAGGGGCAGGCAAGCGACGGUGGGGUCGGGGGCGGUCCGUUCCUAUACAUUUCCGCGACCCCUCACCGCCGCCAGAAGCUGCAGAACGCUAGCAGUAACUGCCUGUGGGUUCUGGAGCGGACCCACUGCGCCCUGGGCGGCCGGCCGCUGCGAGGCAGCUGCGCGAGCGCCGCCGGUGCCGUCGACCCACCGCAACAACGUCAGCAGCAGGGAGAAAACCCGACCGCCUGGUCAUCGUUUUCGACAAGCGGUAGUGGCAACGCCCGUCGCAACUCCCACCACCAGCAGCAGACCGCGCAACAGCCAGGAAACUAUUCUGCUUACACCGGUGGUGCCGCUGCCUCGGGGGCGGGUUAUUCUUCCGGUGGCGGCGGCGGUGGCAACAGGAGCGGCGCGACGGAGAGGCAGAGAUGGAACAGCGAUUCCGACAACUUCCCUGGCGGAAACGACGGUGGGGCACGUGGCGGUGGCGGUGGCGGCGGCGGCGGCGGCGGCGGCGGCGUUGGCAGCACCGGCGUUGCAAGCGGCACUCGCCCAUCCUCUUCCUUCCCGGGCGGGGGCUUCGGGCGCGACACCUACGCCGAGGCCGUCGCGAAGAGGAGGAGAAGGCAGGGCGCGGGAGACCCUGUCGAGUACGUCCGCAUCAAACACCUAGCUACCAUGCGCUACCUCUGCGUCGGGAAAAAGUGCGAUCCCGUCCGGGGUGGUGGCGGAGUGAACUCCGGCGGGGAUGCUGGCGCCGGCGGAAGACCGGCUACCCGGCGGCGGGGGGACAGCAGGAGGAGAGGAGCGGCGGCGGCAGAUGCUGCGGCGGCAAGAGUGGGCAUGCUGACGGUAGAUCAGCACGCGGCGGUGCCAGCGGCCACGGUCUUCGUGAUUCGGCCGCGGCGCACGGCGGCCGCGGGGGCGGGGGGGUUGGUGGGGCCGGCAGCUACUGAAGAGGUCGGGGCGGAUCGUUGGCUUGGUCCCGAGGAUCUGGUCCACCUCCAGCAUAAGAACACCGGGCUGUUCUUAUCGGCCCUCCGUCUGGAAAACACGGCUAAGGGGCGGAUCGGGCUCACCAUGGUCAAGUCUCCACUGACGACUGAGUGA
This is a messenger RNA of Ectocarpus sp. CCAP 1310/34, 1995 nucleotides long. NCBI's taxonomy places the organism in Eukaryota, Phaeophyceae, Ectocarpales, Ectocarpaceae. The record is from the annotation of a GenBank genome assembly.